AUGAGUCGCAAGGGCCCUCCUCGGAGCAAGUACACCGUCGGAUGGAUUUGUGCGCUUGCCAUAGAGCUCGCCGCCGCCGAGGCGAUGCUCGAUAAGCGUUACGAUGAUCCUGGACCAGAACAUGGACGAGACACCGACAAUGAUACGAACAUCUACACCCUGGGGGCAAUUGGCGACCACAGGGUGGUUAUUGCCUGCUUACCCGGAGGUCAGAUGGGAACAACCCAGGCCGCUGCUGUUGCCGUGCAAAUGAAGUCGCGGUUCAAGCAUCUUCGCUUUGGCCUGAUGGUGGGCAUUGGAGGAGGUGUACCUAGCGACAAAGCCGAUGUUCGGCUAGGAGACGUGGUCAUCAGUCAACCCGAUGGCGGCCAUGGAGGAGUUGUCCAAUAUGACUUCGGGAAGACAACUCCUGAUGGAGCUAAGUUGUCGGGGUUCUUGAAUACGCCGCCUCCUAUCCUAUUGAGUGCUUUGCCUAAGUUGCGUGCUAGGCACAUUCGAAACAAGGAGGCUAUUACAAAACAUCUGUCCAGGUACCGAGAAAUGCCUUUGUUUGCUCGCGACCGCGCGGGAAUAGAUGAACUAUUCAAGUCAACUUAUAGUCAUGUCGGAGGAGAGACGUGCGCGUCAUGUCGCAAGGAUAAGCAAAUCCAUCGUACUCUUCGCAGUGUUGAAGAGCAAGUCAUGAUUCAUUACGGAACUAUCGCCUCGGGGAACCAAGUGAUGCGUGAUGCUGUCGUUCGCGAUCAGAUAGGUUCCCAGAUCGGUGGCGUUCUUUGCUUCGAGAUGGAAGCGGCAGGAUUGAUGAAUAGCUUCCCAUGCCUUGUCAUUAGAGGCAUCUGCGACUAUGCGGAUUCCCAUAAGAACAAGAGAUGGCAGCCUUAUGCAGCAGCGACCUCUGCUGCUUGUGCCACUGAGGUUUUGUCUAUCGUUCCCGCUAAAGACCUGGCGAAGAUGAUGACCAUUGACGAAGCUGAAGUGCUUCGAUCAGCCGUCGAAAUAGUUCCCUUUGACACAUUCGUCUCUUUAUUGUCAUCAUUCGACCAGGAUAAACACAGAUCCAACAUCCCAGAGCUGGACCCGUAUGACCCUCAGCACUUUUGGGUUUUCAAAAAUAUCGAUUUCCGGGUGUGGUACGGAUCAGGCGCACCAGGUAGCCUUCUUUUGUAUGGACCACCUGAAUGCUGCCUUGACCAAAUAUCGGCAUACGUAAUCGACCAGGUGAAAAAUGUUUCCAGGUCGACAAGAAUCUUUUACUUUUCGUUCUCCACUGCGCAGUCGGGCAGCUCUUUGCUUUCUAUCUUCGUGCAUACCAUUCUUCGUCAACUCAUAUCAUUCACCUCAUCUAAGCACCGGACGUCCACUGUCAAAUCAUUUCUUCAUUUUCUACGCGAGAAGCUUCUGAUGGAAGGAAGCAGGAUCCAUGUUGACCCUGAAGCUUCCCCGAAAAAAAUCGUGCAGCAGAUCCUGAAAACAUCGGCCUCGGAAGAACUUUGGUCUUCGUUGCUCAACCUUUUUAAUGCCUUUGACCAGGACUUCUUACUGGUUAUUGACGAUAUGGAUAAGGCUAGACCUGGCGGAGAAAAGUUCAUCAUUGAGAUGGCAAGUUUUAUCCAAGGCCUUAUCGGGCGAGGCACCGGCGUCAAAGUUCUCAUCACAUCUCGCUCGCAAAAUGACGUCCAACGAGCGUUCAGUAACUCUUUAUCUAUUGAAUUUGACAAAGAGAGAAAGGAAUGUCUUGCCAGCUUGCAGUUUGACAAUACCCGCUAUGAGAAGAUCUCGUCAGAACAAAGUGGUUCUUUCGAGUGGAUUUGGUCCCAUCCGCGAUACGCCGAUUGGUCUCAGUCGAAUGAUUCCCGGCUUUUGUACCUUCAAGGUAAGCCUGGCAGCGGCAAAAGUACCUUGACGAAAUACUUCUACAAAAGCUUCCGAGAUCGUGAUCAGAGCGUGAACACAUCGGUCGUGGCAAAGUUCUUUUAUAGUUACCGCGAAGGCGAGGUGCAGAAAAGUCAUUAUAAUAUGCUAAGGACAGUUCUUCACGAUAUCUUGCAACAAGAUGAAACUUUUUUCUAUCAUGAAUUCCAAGCAGAAUACCGACGUCAAGCCGAAUUAGAGCAGAAUAAUAGAUCGGGCUCAGUUGCAUGGGAUUAUGAUUCACUGAAGAAAGUCUUACUCUCACUGCGAGAUCAUACACAAGCUCGCAGGUACUAUUUGAUCAUUGAUGCAGUGGACGAAUCGCAAGAUAACGACCGGCGCGAAACUUUGGAGCUCUUAUUUCAAUUGAGCACGGAAAUGAAGUAUUCCGUGGUGAAGAUAUUCGUCGCGAGUCGACCGGUGGCUGUGAUGGAACGUCGUAUAGACGACUUCCAUUGUUUCAUUCGGAUGCAGGAUGAGACUACGUCUGAUCUUGGGAUCUUUGCAGACUCUUUCAUUCGCCGACUCGAUAUACCUCCGGAUACAGCCAACGAGCUCACGCAGUACAUUACGAGGAAUGCCGAAGGGGUGUUCUUGUGGGUUAAACUUGUCGGAGAAGAGCUACUAGCCUACGAUGAACAAGGUCUUGCGAAAGAAGACAUCAUGCAGUUUUUGGAAGGGUUGCCAACGAUGUUAGGGGUAUUUUACGAACGAAUGUUGGAUAAGAUGGGAAAGGCGCGAACAGAUUUGCGCGAUGCGGUGAAGAUUCUCCAUUUCGUCCUGUUCGCCCAUCGGAUUCUGAGUACUGGGGAGCUCUUACACGCUCUUGCGAUUCCCGACCAGCCUGGUAUUGACUACGCCGUCUCUGAUGAAGAGUUUAGAGGCCGCAUACCUUCUGAAAGACGAAUUACGCAUUGCGGAGGACACUUCGUCGAGAUCAAAAAACGCUCGGGUGAGUCGCUCAAGGCUCGGGAGAUGCCAUUCUCACUUUUCAUAAUCUAA
Messenger RNA from Aspergillus melleus, 2913 nucleotides. RefSeq lists its product as uncharacterized. Lineage: Eukaryota; Fungi; Ascomycota; Eurotiomycetes; Eurotiales; Aspergillaceae. The transcript is spliced from 3 exons. Gene Ontology annotation, molecular function: catalytic activity. The record is from RefSeq and is a predicted model, not a curated record. Bases 1 to 2913 code for a protein of 970 amino acids. Gene Ontology annotation, biological process: nucleoside metabolic process.